Molecule: messenger RNA, 2394 nt
Organism: Sphaeramia orbicularis (orbiculate cardinalfish)
Lineage: Eukaryota; Metazoa; Chordata; Actinopteri; Kurtiformes; Apogonidae
Product: stathmin-2-like
Exons: 5
Coding region: 53-592 (179 amino acids)
Biological process (GO): neuron projection development; regulation of microtubule polymerization or depolymerization; microtubule depolymerization
Cellular component (GO): neuron projection; cytoplasm; growth cone
Molecular function (GO): tubulin binding
Source: RefSeq, a predicted model, not a curated record
CACACCGCAGCUCCAACCUCCUCUGCUCACAACAGCCAACAGCACAGACAACAUGGACAAGACCGCAGUCGCCUACAAAGAGAAGAUGAAGGAGAUCUCAGUUCUGUCACUCAUCUGCUCCUGCCUGUACCCUGAAACCCGUAAAAAUGCCAUGGGAGACUUUGAAGACAUGGACAUCAAGCCCAUAAACAAGCGAGCCUCAGGCCAGGCCUUUGAGGUCAUCCUGAAGGCUUCAUCUCCUGUGUCUGAGACUGGUCACUGCAUCACCAGUCCCCCAAAGAGGGACAUUUCCCUGGAAGACAUCCAGAAGAAACUGGAAGCAGCUGAAGAUAGACGGAAAUCCCAGGAGGCUCAGGUGCUCCGUGCUCUGGCUGAAAAGAGGGAGCACGAGCGUGACGUUCUGCUCAAGGCCAUGGAGGAGAACAGCAACUUCAGCCGCAUGGCCGAAGAGAAGCUGCAGCUAAAGAUGGAGCAGAUCGAGGAGAACCGGCAGGCUUACCUGGCUGCCAUCAUGGAGCGUCUGCAGGAGAAGGAGAGGCAUGCUCAGGAAGUGCGUAAGAACAAGGAGUUGAGAGAAGAGUUGACAGCAUGAGAAAACCCCAACAGGUUCUACGUCCCACCUCCAAACCCUCUACACCCACCACCGCCAAAUCCACCACCACCUCUUUCCUUUACGCCCCCCCCCAAAAUAAUAAUAAUUUAAAAAAAAAACCUCCUUCUCCCAAUCCAACUAUGACACACCACCCCAAGACAGUGGGAAGUUCAGAUGGGGUUGGGGGUGAAAAGAUGCAAAAAUCAUUUAAAGAAAAAAAGAGGAAAACGUAAUGUCUCCCACCCACUCUUCCCAAAAAAGAAUGUUUUUGCUCUGUUUAAAAAGAAAAAAAAAUGGAAUUGACAAGUGACAGUGGGCAUUGGUUUUUGUAAAUACUUCUUUUUUUGUUAUAUACAGUACAAUACAAGCAGCAGAAGUAUUGAUUGCAGUGUGCCAUUUUUUUUAUAUAAGUUUCCUCUCCCCACUUAUAUAUGGAUGUAAUAAUUUGUUCUUUUUCAUGUUUUUUGUUCAUUUGAACCUGAAAACCUUCCUUUGAAGUUUCUCUUGUGUGGUAACAGGCUUAGGUGUUUGUUGUGAGUUUGCCAGCUAGCUGAUGUGUGCAGUGACGGGUUGCAUCCUCACCAGUUUGCACCCUGGCUCUGGUCCUUCUCUCUGCAGAUGCACAUUUGACCUUACAGAUCCAGAGACAAAAACUGGAUCUGUGUCGGGGUGGAGUCAUUUUCCAUCCGGUUUGUGCCAAUGUUCAUAAUUAGUAAAAAGGGGGCAUGUGCAGGAAAUGUUGGCAGGGGUGAUGGGGGACCGGGUCCAGUCUGCUGUCUGUGAGGAGUCCAAACCACUGCUGCACGUCCACUCCUGUGAGGUAGAUGGUGACUGUACCGCAGGAGAACACUAUAGCAUUUAAUGAGCCUAUCCUCUUUCUCUCCAUCUGCAUCUUCUUCAUCUUUUCACAUACAUGUAAACUGUAGAAGCACUCACUCACUGGUGCUUCACGUGGGCAGGCGUUCAGCCAAUCAGAGUGCAGAGCUCAAGAGGAGCUUGCAAUUUUCUGUCUCAUCUGGCACCGAAAAAUUCAUCCCCUACUAAUGGCAGAACUCUUCAUUGUGUAUUCCUUAGAAACAAGCUUCCAGCCACAUUUCAUUCACACAUUACCGUAGUGCACAACACAACUGUGGUUAAAAGUUGAUCCAAACGAGGUUAGAGGUGUGGAGUGCAAGAACGACACUUGAGAUCAGACUUGUUACUGUGAAUUUCAACUGGGAGAAAACGCUAGAUUUUUCUCAUCUUUCUCCUUCAUAUAUAGAGGCUAGAGUAGUGCUCAACAUAAUCAGCAUCUUGUGCAGCAUCCGCACCUACCGGAAUCAUUGCACUUCUCCCCCUGACACUAUCAGUGCCGCCGAAAGGUCGGCACAAGAAAGAUAUUUAAAGCCAUAAAAGGUAUCCCUUGCAGCAACAAUUCAUGAGCACAGUAUUGCCAUCUGUAAAGGUGUAUAUGACUGUAAUAAAGUAUGCCAGUAGUUUGUACCCAGGUGUGUUGAGGCCUGAGGUUGAACCCUUUCAGUCACACAUGCAGCGUAGACCCCUAGUUAUGUGAGUGUGUGUGUGUUUCAGAAAGGGCAGGUUUGUAUGUUUGUGCCAUGUAAUAGUGUUCGACUCCAACAUCGGCUCUAAAUUGACAUGAUUGCAGUGUGUAACGAUUGUCAGAGACACAUCCCAGACAGUGACUUUCUACCUGCCUCUCUCUCUCUUUUUCUCUCUGUCCAUUUGUGUGUUCCCUCUCUCUCUCUCUACAUAUAUCUUUGUGAGCAAGCAGUGGUUAAUAAAGAUUUGGGGUUCAGUGAAUG